GGUGAAGAUAUCAUUGCUGUUUUGCCGUGGGAUGAGUGGUGGGACUUUGAGCUCGCAAAAGAUGAUGCCAACCCUCAUAUUGCUGUGCUUCCUCUGCAUCCUGAUGUCCGUGCCAAGUUUAAUGAAAGUGCAGCCUGGGAGUAUGCACUAAGCAUGACAGGCAAGCCUUAUGGAUAUCAUAACCUGAUAUUUAGCUGGAUAGACACAGUUAGUGGGAACUAUCCGCCACCUUUGGAUGCCCAUGUGGUUGCUUCUGUUAUGACUGUUUGGAACCACGUACAACCUGAUUAUGCUGCUAAUAUGUGGAAUGAGGCUUUGAACAAGCGGCUUGGAACUCAGGGCCUUGCUCUUCCUGAAAUUCUUGUAGAAGUUGAAAGGCGUGGGUCAUCUUUUGAUGAAUUGUUGGCAAUUCCUGAGAAAGAUGAUUGGAUAUAUAGUGAUGGGAAAUCAACAUCAUGUGUUGCUUUCAUUCUUGAAAUGUAUAAGGAAGCAGGAUUGUUUGGUGAACUUGCAAGCUCCAUCCAAGUGACAGAGUUCACGAUAAAAGAUGCCUACUCUCUCAAAUUCUUUGAGAACAAUUCAAGCCGCCUGCCAAAGUGGUGCAAUGAUGGGGAUGCCGUGACUCUCCCAUUCUGCCAAAUUAAAGGGAAGUAUCGGAUGGAACUACCCGGUUACAAUACCUUGGACCUGUACCCCCACAUGAAUGAAAGGUGUCCAUCUCUGCCCCCAGAAUACUACAGGCCUAAGGGUUGUUGAUGCCCUUCUGAUUUGUCUAUCCAGUUGGGGAGUUCUUCCAGAACUUGAUGUCAUGCCAUCUUGUCCAAUGCAAAAGCAUGAACUUGCCAGGAAAGAUUAAUCAAAGACAGCAUGAUGCUGUUUGUACAUUUGGCUAUUGCACGGCACGUGGAGAACCAUGCCAAUUUCACUGUUGUAAAUAGCAUCAUGGUUGGAGAACAUUACUCUUGUCCUCGUUCGUAGGCUGCUACCAUGUUGUAUUUAGGAUUUUUUUUAUGUUAAUAUUUGAACCGGGGUUGGAAUUGUCUCA
Messenger RNA from Diospyros lotus (date-plum), 1045 nucleotides. RefSeq lists its product as uncharacterized. Lineage: Eukaryota; Viridiplantae; Streptophyta; Magnoliopsida; Ericales; Ebenaceae. The record is from RefSeq and is a predicted model, not a curated record.